CUCAAAGUAAAAGAAGAAAACAUGAUGGAGAAAUAUGACAACAUGCUGUUAGCUCGACCCGAUAAAUAAUCCUUUUCAGGUGUUUACACGCUUAUUUUAGAGGUGAAAUGCCUCGUUACGCACAACUAGUUAUCGGUCCGGCGGGAAGCGGCAAGAGCACGUACUGUUCCACUAUAGUGCAACAUGCCGAGGCUAUAAACCGCUCCGUGCAGGUGGUCAACCUGGAUCCAGCUGCGGAGCACUUUGACUAUCCUGUCAUGGCAGACAUCCGUGAGUUGAUCCAGGUGGAUGAUGUGAUGGAAGAUGAUUCUCUCAGAUUUGGUCCUAACGGAGGCUUGGUCUUUUGCAUGGAGUACUUUGCUAACAAUUUUGACUGGCUGGAGGAGACUUUGGGUCAUGUGGAGGAUGACUACAUACUAUUUGACUGUCCAGGUCAGAUUGAACUUUAUACACAUCUCCCUGUAAUGAAACAGCUAGUUGACCAGCUCCAGCAAUGGGAAUUCCGAGUAUGUGGCGUCUUUCUAGUGGACUCUCAGUUCAUGGUGGAGUCUUUCAAGUUUAUUUCUGGUGUCAUGGCAGCUCUGAGUGCCAUGGUUUCCCUUGAGAUCCCUCAGAUAAACAUCAUGACCAAAAUGGAUUUGCUUAAUCCAAAAGCAAAGAAAGAAAUUGAAAAGUAUCUAGAUCCAGACAUGUAUUCAAUGAUGGAAGACAAUUCAGACUCGAUCAGAAGUAAAAAGUUUAAGAAGCUUACUCAAGUCAUCUGUGGGCUUAUCGAUGACUACAGCAUGGUGAGGUUCUUGCCCUUUGAUCGAACAGAUGAGGAGGGUAUUAACAUUGUGUUACAACAUAUAGACUUUUCUAUUCAGUAUGGUGAAGACUUGGAGGUCAAGGAACCUAAGAACUUGGAUGAGGAAGAGUUGAAUUAUGAUGAGAUUUUUGAAGGCAAACUUGACAGCUGAAAAGAAUAUGUACUGCGAUUGCCAUUUCACAGGACUGACAAAACAAGAUUAGAUUAUUUCAUGUACUGGACAUUUUAUGGAUGUGUUUUAAGUUAUAUAGAUUCUCAAUUGGUUUACACUAUGUUUUAUGUUAAAUAUAAAGGCAUUUUUAAAUUAAAAAAGUUACAAAAUGC
This is a messenger RNA of Periophthalmus magnuspinnatus, 1132 nucleotides long. RefSeq names its product GPN-loop GTPase 3 (gene gpn3). The record is from RefSeq and is a predicted model, not a curated record. The transcript has 8 exons. NCBI's taxonomy places the organism in Eukaryota, Metazoa, Chordata, Actinopteri, Gobiiformes, Gobiidae. Bases 108 to 959 code for a protein of 283 amino acids. Gene Ontology annotation, molecular function: GTPase activity.